CAAGUCCUCACUUCCUCCCUGCGAAGUCAUAAAAUCCCCUCAACUCAGUCUUCAUCACUGUAAAUAGAUUUUUAUUCUUCUCUCUAAUCAGGGAUCAGCUCUGCAAAGACAACAACAGCAGCAAUCAACAAUCAGUCUCGGUGUCUUCUGAAUGCCGUCGUCCAUCCACCUCCACUUCCUGCAGUAUGAGACGUCCGACCAGCUGCCAGCUCGCCCUCCUCCUCCUCUUCCUGAACCUCUGCCGGGGUCAGGGGUCGGACUCGGGCGACGGGAGGUCGGACUCGGGCGACGGGAGGUCGUCCUGCCAUCGCUGCGACUCGCAUCUCUCCUGCAACUGUUCCCACGGCGGAUUCACCCACAUUCCUGUGGUAACGGACCGAGCGCUGACCAUCGACCUCUCCUGCAACGCCAUCGCCACGGUGAUGGAUGACGACCUGAUGGGCCACACGCGACUCAGGGCUCUUGAUCUCCAUGGUAACGGAUUAGCUGCCAUCCAGCCGUCGGCCUUCGACUCUCUCUGGAGUCUGGAGGAACUGGAUCUGUCUGACAACCAGCUGGCUGCCCUCAACUACCGGUGGUUCAGAAAGCUAGAAGCUCUGCAGCAGCUCAACCUGCUCAGCAACCCGUACAGCUGCCUGGGUUCUCCGCCGCUGUUCCAGGGACUCAUCCAGCUGAGGAGGCUGGCGUUCGGAGGUCCAGCUCUGGAGGAGCUGAGGAGGGGAGAUCUGUCCGGAGUCACCCAGCUGGAGGAGCUCACCGUCCACGCCAACAACCUGACCAGAUAUGAGUCGGGCACUUUAGCCGACAUUUGGCCGCUGGGUCGUGUCACUUUGAGCCUCCAUGGUCCGUUCUUGACAAACAUGCCGGUGGCCUCGGCUGUGCUGGGGGACGUUUCGUACCCCGAGACGCCCAUCACUCUGGAGGACCUCCAUCUGAUCGGGAACUGGUCCGUUCAGCCCCUCAGAGAGUCGGCCAGGAAGAGGAUCAGGCAUUUGUCUUUCCGUAACCUGUCUGUGUCCGACGAGGCCGUUGUCAGCCUCCUGGUGGUGGUCGAUGGAGUUCCAAUCACCUAUCUUUCCGUGGAUGGUAUUACACUGACGGGUGAGGGCAGGUGGGAGAAGGCCAGCUAUACCGAUCAAAGAAGCAUCGACGAGUUCUUCGCCCAAGACGUCGUGGUACUGGACGUCUUCAAGUUUUUCUCUCUUCUGGACUUGAAGUUUUUGCUGCAAUACCUGAGGAGAGUGUCCGUCAUAAACUCCAAGGUGUUCGUGAUGCCCUGCAUCACAUCCAAACUGCUGGUGAACCUGCAGUACCUGGACCUGUCCGACAACCUGCUGACCGACCUGACGCUGGUGGAGACGCUGUGCGGCGACCACGAAACGCUGAAGGAGCUCCGAGUUCUGAACAUCAGUGGAAACCCUCUGAAGUCUUUGUCCACGGUGAGCCGGCUGGUCACGAAGCUCUCCAAGCUGACCCACCUGGACGUCAGCAGGACCGGCUACAUCUCAAUGCCCCCUAGCUGCCCUUGGCCCUCCACCCUGCGACACCUCAACAUCUCUGGGGCCAAGCUCACCACCACCACUCCCUGUCUACCCGCCACCCUGGAGGUGUUGGACCUGAGCAACAACAAUCUGAGAGGCUUCACUCAGCAUCUGCCAGUGCUCCGAGAGCUCCACCUCUCUGGGAACAAGUUUCUGAGUUUACCGCCUGGGCAGCUCUUCCCCAAUCUGCAAACACUGACGAUACACUCAAACACCCUGAACAUGUUCGGCCGCUUAGACCUCCAGUCAUUCAGGCGACUCGAGAGCCUCCAGGCGGGUCAAAACCAGUUUGUCUGCUCCUGUGACUUCGUCAAUUUCCUCCAGUCUGCGCUUAAAGGACACGAAGGCAUCCAUUUAACAGACGGUGAGGACAACUAUGUCUGCGACUCUCCUCUCUACCUGCAGGGGGAACCGGUGGGUCGAGUCCACCUUUCCAUUGUCACUUGCCACCGGGUUCUGUUUGUGUCUGUGAGCUGUGGGCUGGUGCUGGUUGUUGGGGUCCUGCUGGGUGUCUUCUUGUGGCGCCUCCAUGCCUUCUGGUACCUGAAGAUGACCUGGGCCUGGCUGAAGGCCAAGCACAGCUCCCGGUGCCGGCAGAGGCACAGAGUCAUCGAGGGUUCGGAAGCGUUGCUGUCAUUUGACGCUUUCGUUUCCUAUAGUGAGAGAGAUGCCGGCUGGGUGGAAAACUUCUUGGUGCCUGAGCUGGAGGAGCCGAGCGAGUCUGACUCCGGGGAUCCCAGAACCUUGCGGUCGUUGACGCUGUGCCUCCACAAGCGGGACUUCCUUCCUGGACACUGGAUCGUGGACAACAUCAUGAGCGCCAUGGAGCGCAGCCGGCGGACCGUCUUCAUCCUCUCCGAGAAUUUCGUGCAGUCCGACUGGUGCCGCUACGAGCUCGACUUCUCCCACUUCUGGCUUUUCGACGGGCACGCCGGCGGAGAGGCGGCCAUCUUGGUCCUGCUGGAGCCGCUGUCCAAGGACGACGUCCCCAAACGCUUCUACAAACUGCGCAAGCUCAUGAGCUCCACCACCUACCUGGAGUGGCCUCGGGAGGAGGAGCGAAGGCCGGAGUUCUGGAGGAGCCUCCGCAAAGCUCUAAGAGGAGGUGAUGAGGACGACUGAUGAGAAGGAAAGGAAAGAGGAAGAAAAAUUAGAGACAGAAAGACAGGAAGAAGAAGCAGUGAGGUGGGAAAGAUAUCAAUACUUUGAAAAAUGGGAGGGAAAAAAGUGUCUCCCUUUCAACUAAACAUUGCUUUGAUUUCUAAAAUACUUCACUCAUUACUCUAAAGCUGUCAAACUAUGGCACAAUUAACCCAUUAGCCGCCACAGGAUACUAUUCAGACAACUAUCCCUGGAUGUCUUGGAUGGUGAAGAACUUUUAACCAACUGUCACAGAACACCGUCACAGCUGGAAACAGUAAAUGGGUCAUUCCAGAAUUGGAGGACAUUUGGGCUUCAAAAUUUUUGCAAAAUAAACUUUGUCUUUUACAACUUUCUGCUCGAUAUUCAUCAAUAAUAGGUAAUAAACUAUCAAAGGCUUGAUUGGCUCAGCUUAUACAUCAAUGGUAGCAUUUUUAUUCCAUGUUUUCUGUGUUGUUUGCUAACCCUAAUCACAGUAACAGGAUUGCUAAUCCAUGCUAAUGUGAUCUUUUUCUCAGCAGUAGAAGCUAGAUAUUUAGCUGCUGUUACUGCUGACCAAGAGGACAAACUGACUGAUGGAAAACAGUCCAAAGAAUUAGUCUGAUCCUGAUAAUAUGAGGUAGAGGGAGACAUUCAAUCAAGGCUGACAAUGUUAUGAAAAUAUGAAAAAUAGAAGAGAGGACAUAGCUUUGCUCUAACCAUUCUUCAGGAAAACUGCUUGAUGAUGUAAACGAUGAAAACAAGACAUAAAAUGAUAAAAACAAGACAUUAAAUGACAAAAACAAGACAGAGAACAACAAAAAUGAAACACAAAACGCAAAAACAAGACAUAAAAUGAUAAAAACAAGACACAAAAUGACAAAAAUGAAACAUGAAAUGACAAACGAGACACAAAACAACAAAACAAGACACAAAAUAACUAAAACACCAAAUACGAGAUAAAAAAUGACAAAAAUGAGACACAAAAUGACAAUAACAAGACAUAAAACAACAAAAACAAGACACAAAAUACCUAAAACAACAAAUUCGAGACACAAAACGACAAAAAUGAGACACAAAAUGACAAUAACAAGAUACAAAUAGACAAAAAUGAAACACAAAACAACUAAAACGACAAAAAUGAGGCACAAAACGACAAAAACAAGACAAAAUACCUAAAACAACAAAUUCGAGACACAAAACGAUAAAAAUGAGACACAAAAUGACAAUAACAAGACACAAAUAGACAAAAAUGAGACACAAAACAACUAAAACAACAAAAAUGAGGCACAAAACGACAAAUACGAGACACAAAACGACAAAAACAAGACACAAAAUGACAAAAAUGAGACAUGAAAUGACAAAAACGUGACAGAAAACGACAAAAAAUAGACACAAAAUAACAAAAACGGCAGCAGGGUUGCGUGCAUGUUGUGGGACACAUGUUCCAUCCAUCAUAAUUAUUAUUUAAAAUAUUAUGUUGAUUAAAAAAAUGCUCCACAAUUACAAGAGAUAUCAUGAAAAAAAUUAAAACUGAAAAAAGGAGAUUUAAAUGUGAUUUUAACUGUUUUAUUUGAUAUUUAGUUUGGUCAUCGGGGGGGUGGGACAAGAGAAAAAUGACAUUUUAGGAGGAACUCCAGACUUAUUUGGUAUUUUUAAAAAUAUUUUUAAACAUUCUUCAGUCUCAGGACAAGAACAUUUACACAACAACUGCAUGUUUUAGUAUUUUCUACAUGGAUUAUUUUAAAAUUUGAUGGGUGGGAUGUAAAAUAUCAUGAAAUCGUUGUAUACUACGUUAAAAAAACUGUUUGCAGUGAUUACAUUUAGUGACAAAUCAAAAAGUCUGUUUGCAGGUAAACUGCAGAACAAAAGGAGAAAAGAAAUGUGGAGACAAAUUAAAUGUAGAAGUCAUCUGAUUUCUUUAACAUGUGAAGUCAUCACUUUUCUUUUUGCAGUGUUGGAUACUGUUGAUAACAGGGUUUUUUCAGUUUUGUGAAAUAAAUCAAAGAAAAUCAAC
Molecule: messenger RNA, 4677 nt
Organism: Amphiprion ocellaris (clown anemonefish)
Lineage: Eukaryota; Metazoa; Chordata; Actinopteri; Pomacentridae
Gene: tlr2
Product: toll-like receptor 2
Exons: 12
Coding region: 186-2663 (825 amino acids)
Biological process (GO): inflammatory response; immune response; toll-like receptor signaling pathway
Cellular component (GO): membrane
Molecular function (GO): triacyl lipopeptide binding; protein binding; transmembrane signaling receptor activity
Source: RefSeq, a predicted model, not a curated record